AUAACCUUGCUAUUUUACGGAUAUUUUAAUGACAGAGUGUGUUUUAUGUGUGCCUUUUUUAGUAUUUACGUUGAUCUAUAAAUCUAAAUUUUUUCUCCGCAAAUUGUUAAUGCAACUUUGAAAUUGUACAACAAACAAGCUUUGUAGACAUGCAGAUGCACAUUUGGGAUUAACAUUGCUAAGAAUCGAGUAAGUGCUCUUUACAACGGGAUGCUAAAUGCAAAUUGGUACUGAAGAGCAGUAAUACAUCCGAAAAUCGAUUCUAAUGAACGGAUUAAGUUUUUCCGACAUUGACAGACACAAGAAAGUCCCCAGCCCCGCCAUGGCGGAGAUUGCAAUGAGGACCCUGCACGUGUCACCACGACCGCGCGUGCGAUCUACCUCCAUGAAAAAGCCCAAAAUUAGGCUGUCAGAGGACUUUGACCUGGGAGACAUUCGCCCACGAACAAGCAGUUUGCCAACUAGAAACUCUGUCAGGAAGCCUAAUCUUCUGGAAAUUAGAUCGGCUGGAAUUUUGUAUGAGGACAGCGAGCAUGACUUGUACAGAGUAAGGACUUUUGAAAAAACAGCCAAAGGUUUGGUAAACCGAGGGGACUCUUUCAUCUCGAGGAGCACAAACAGUGUUGUAUCCUCCGGAAGUGAAUUUGGUGCUUUAUCAAGAACAUCGAGCUCAACGUCCCAGGCCAGUUUCACGGAACAUACCAAAUCCUAUCGCAUCCUUAUGAUGGGAGCGCAAGGGGUCGGGAAAACUGCCUUAACGCAACAGUUCAUGACUUCGGAAUAUCUUGGGGGUUUCGAUACAAGCGUUGACGGAGAGGAGGAGAAAACUGUAUCAGUAUUACUUAACGGCGAGGAAUCUUCGAUGUCCUUUAUAGAUCCUGACGCAGAUACUGUAACACCAAGGUGCGCCCCGAACUGUUCCUGUAUCGAUGCUUACGUUGUUGUGUACUGUAUCGAUGAUCGAUCAUCGUUUGAUCGGGCCGUCGAUAUUCUGUACAAUCUACGUAAAGAAGAACACAACGACUCGGCCAUCAUACUGGUAGCCAACAAAUGCGAACUGGCCAGAUCCCGUCUCGUAUCAACGGAAGAGGCUCAAGCGGUAGCCAAGACUUAUGACUGCAAAUUUAUUGAGACCUCAACCGUUUUGAACCACAACGUGGAUGAACUCCUAGCGGGCAUCCUGAGCCAAAUACGACUCAAAAUCAAACAAAAUGAGAAAUCCCAUAGCAAACUGGAGCAGAUACAUGGAUGUGUGACAAAAAGCAAACAAAUUCUGAACAAAAUAUUCAGCAAAAAAGAGGGAGCUACAAAAUCUUGUGAAAAUUUGUAUGUGUUAUAAAAAACAAAAAAGACCCAAAGAGAUUUAAAUUGUUACAGCGUAAAAAAGACAAAAACGGAUUACAAUUUUAAAAUUUGUAAUGUUUUGGAUGUUAUUAAGUUGGAAUGAUUUUGCUCUUUAUGUGAAAGAGUUGGCAUCAGGCUGUACCCGAACCCUGGAAACACUGGAAUCUUAAGCGUAUUAAUAAAAAUCAUCGAUUCAAGAGAGCAUCGUGUCAGAUACUUUAUCCUUUUGAAGUCAACAGGCCUUGUGGAUUUAAUGACGUAUUCAGCAUUAUUGCUUUUAGAAAUCUGUGUUUUCAAGUUUUUGCUAAAUGUUGUCAUAACAAAACAAGGUUAAAACAUACUUGAACGUAAAACAGCUAACCUGAAAGCAGAUCCAUGUUAAUAUGCUUUGAUUUUUUAUUUCAUGGAUUUUUUUAAUGACUUUGUUACUACUUUAUCUUUCUGUGUUUUGUGAGUUAAAUAUAUCAAACAUUCCAUAAAUGAGAUUCGUGGAAUUAUGUAUAAACAAAAACACAAUCAAACAAAAACAAUACUUAACAGGAAAAAAUACUAAACACAAUAUAAAUGAAAUGAAAUGAAAUCAUCUCAACCGGAAGUUAAACACGCCAUAGUUCGUUUUACAUGAACUUUAGAAAUUCUUUUGACUGAUUGAAAGUAUUGGGUACAAACAAGAAGACUUUGCAUUCACAAUUGUGGAAAAAUAUUUACCUUUUUGCUAUCUUCAACUUGUACUUUUUACCAAUUCACUCUCUUGCUAAAAUUUUGGACACCAUUGAACCAUAUUGCUACAUUUAAAAGAAAACCAAAUUACUUACACUCUAUAUCUAUCAUUUAAAUUGGGAAUUGUGAAUUAGCAAAAAAAAAUUUUUGGAAAUAUGUUUGGAAAUUACUUUAAUAUGAGACUUUACCGGAGUAACCUUAAGUUGUCGAUGUUUUGUAUCACACAAGCCUUGAUUAUCGGCCGUGUUAUAUAUAAAGAUUUAUUUUUGUUUGUGAUGUGUGCUGAUUUUUUUUUAAAAGUUAUUAUAAAUUGUCAAUAUGUAAAUCGUGCCUUUCAAAGCAUAUGUACAUGUAAGUGACUCUGGUUUUACAGAAAAAUUGAUGAUUUUAAAGUAUAAUUGUAUGGAAGAAGAAUAUCCAAAUAAAAUAAACAUAUGGUAAAAC
Molecule: messenger RNA, 2508 nt
Organism: Magallana angulata
Lineage: Eukaryota; Metazoa; Mollusca; Bivalvia; Ostreida; Ostreidae
Product: GTP-binding protein REM 1-like
Exons: 4
Coding region: 266-1339 (357 amino acids)
Cellular component (GO): plasma membrane
Molecular function (GO): GTP binding; GTPase activity; calcium channel regulator activity
Source: RefSeq, a predicted model, not a curated record